AUGGAUCCGGACACAGCCGCAGACUUCACCGUGGAAAACGUGGAAAAGGCCCUGCAUCAGCUCUAUUAUGAUCCCAACAUUGAGAAUAAGAAUCUGGCUCAGAAAUGGCUGAUGCAGGCUCAAGUGUCUCCUCAGGCCUGGCAGUUCUGUUGGGUUUUACUGAGACCAGAGAAGGUUCCAGAGAUCCAAUACUUCGGCGCCAGCGCCCUUCACACAAAGAUUUCCCGCUACUGGAGCGACAUCCCAACCGAGCAGUACAGUACGCUCAAAACACAGCUGUUUUCUCAGAUUGCUCGCUUCGCCUCCGGCUCUAAGAUCGUCUUGACCCGCCUGUGUGUGGCGCUGGCGUCCCUCGCCCUCAACAUGAUGCCCGAGGCGUGGCCGGGGGCCGUGUCAGAGAUGGUGCACAUGUUUCAGGAGGACGGAGGCGAGGUGGAUGGACGCGCGCGAUGUUUGGCUCUGUUGGAGCUCCUCACGGUUCUCCCGGAGGAGUUCCAGACCAGCCGGCUGCCGCAGUACCGUAAGGGACAGGUGCGGGGCGCUCUGGGCCGCGAGUGGACAGGUGUUUACCCACUCCUACAGCAGCUGUUACGGCAGCCGGACUCUCCGCCGCUGGUGAAGGCCCGUGUGCUCAAGUGUCUGUCGAGCUGGGUUCUGCUGGACGUUCCUCUGAACGAGAGCGAGGGUUUGGUCGAGGCAAGUUUCACGGCUCUGUCGGAUCCGGAGCUGUUUGAUACGGCUGUGGAGGCCAUCGUCAACACCAUCUCACAGCCCGACUCACAGAGGUAUGUGAACACUCUCCUGAAGUUGGUGCCGCAUGUGUUACAGCUACAGGAACAGCUACGAGAUGCCAUAAGAAAUGGAGACAUGGAAACGUCACAUGGCAUCUGUCGAAUCGCUGUCUCUCUGGGAGAGAAUCAUUCAAGAGCUCUGUUGGAGCAGGUGGAGCACUGGCAGAGUUUUCUGGCUCUUGUGAAUAUGAUCAUGUUCUGCACGGGCAUCCCUGGUCACUACCCCGUCAACGAGACCACCAGCUCUCUCACACUCACCUUCUGGUACACACUACAGGAUGACAUCAUGUCGUUUGAGGCAGAGAAGCAGGCCGUCUAUCUGCAGGUCUACAGGCCCGUGUAUUUCCAGCUCGUAGACGUUCUGCUGCACAAAGCGCAGUUCCCUACGGACGAGGAGUAUGCUUCCUGGUCAUCAGACGAGAAGGAGCAGUUCAGGAUCUACAGGGUGGAUAUAUCCGACACACUAAUGUAUGUCUAUGAGAUGCUGGGAGCCGAAUUACUCAGUAACCUGUACGACAAACUGGGGCGACUCCUCACCAACACAGAGCAGACAACAACAUGGCAGCAUACAGAAGCGCUGCUGUAUGGAUUCCAGUCCAUCGCCGAAACGAUAGAUGUGAAUUACUCCGACGUCAUCCCAGGUCUCAUCGGCCUCAUUCCAAGAAUCAACAUAAACAACGUCCAGCUGGCCGACACGGUCAUGUUCACAAUCGGAGCGUUGGCAGAGUGGUUGGCGGAUCAUCCGGUGAUGCUGAGCAGCGUUCUUCCGCUGGUUUUGCAAGCAUUGGGCAAUCCAGACCUGUCUGUUUCCAGCGUCUCCACACUAAAGAAGAUCUGCAGAGAGUGCAAAUAUGACCUGCCCCCAUAUGCCACCAAUAUAGUCGCUGUUUCACAGGAAGUGCUUAUUAAACAGAUCCACAAGACGAGUCAGUGUAUGUGGUUGAUGCAGGCUCUGGGCUUUGUGUUGUCUGCGCUGCCGGUGGAGGAGAUCUUGAGGAACCUUCACUCUCUGAUCACCCCAUAUAUCCAACAACUGGAGAAACUAGCAGGGGAGACGCCAAACCCUUCGAAUAAACUGGCCAUUAUUCACAUCCUCGGUCUGCUGUCCAAUCUCUUCACCACGCUUGACAUCACCAAACAGGAGGAGGAGUCAGGAGAGAAAGCCCCGCCCAUCAAAUCAGCCCCGCCCCAGACAGGCCCCAACCCUGUAGUGGUGGUGCUCCAGCAGGUCUUUGCACUGAUACAGACGGUCCUCAGUAAAUGGCUGAAUGACUCGCAGGUUGUUGAGGCUGUGUGUGCCAUCUUUGAGAAGUCUGUGAAAACACUCCUGCAUGAUUUUGCCCCCAUGGUGUCUCAGCUGAGUGAGAUGCUGGGGCAGAUGUACAGUACUAUACCGCAGGCAUCUGCACUGGAUUUAACACGCCAGAUGGUCCACAUAUUUGCCAGUCAAACGAAUGAUUUCCCCCCAAUCAAAGCGCUGUUUGAAUUGGUCACUUCUGUUACUCUGACCAUCUUCCAGCAAGGGCCCAGGGAUCAUCCUGAUAUUGUUGAUUCAUUUAUGCAACUCCAAGCUCAGGCCCUCAAACGGAAGCCCGAUUUAUUCUUAUCAGAGAGUCUUGAUGUGAAAGCAGUGUUUCACUGUGGAGUGCUGUCACUGAAAUUCCCAGAAGCCCCGACAGUCAAAUCUACCUGCCUUUUCUUUACGGAACUAAUAUCACACUGCGCAGACGUUCCUCCUGUUGGUCAGGUCGUGCAGGAAAAUGGUAAACUCCUCCUGUUGGCUGUGUUGGAGGCCAUCGGUGGUCAGUCGUCCCGCGGUCUGAUGGACCAGUUUGCAGAGGUGCUCUUCUGUCUGAACAAGCAUUGCUUCGCUCUGCUGACGGUGUGGCUCAAAGAAGCUCUGCGCUCACCGGGCUUCCCAUCCUCACGCGUCUCUGACGAGCAGAAAGACACGUUCAGCCAACAGGUGCUCCGGGAGCGAUUGAAUAAGCGUCGAGUCAAAGAUAUUGUGAAGGAGUUCACCCUGGUGUGCCGCGGCCUUCACGGAACUGAAUACGCCGCGGGCUACUGAUCCAUCGCUCGUACAGAAACAGAGUGAUAGGAAACCCAAAAACAGCAACUCCCAGAAGCCCUCACUGCGAUGCGAAUGACACCAUCUCAGAACUGACCAUCUGGGAGUCGGGAUCUUCCUCCAACUUGUCCUCGCUCGCUCUCUCUCUCUCGCUCUCUCUCUCUCUCUCUCUCUCGCUCCCUCUCUCUCUCUCUCUCUCUCUCUCUCUCUCAUCCACUCUCUCAUUGGAUUUUGGGGUGUCUGUAGGGCGUUCUGAACGGGCGACAUCUCCCCUCCCCACAUCUCACAGCAUGUCCGCUGUAAACCGUUCUUUGAUUCUCCCACGUUUGAUCUUCCGUGGCUCUUGGGCUGUUUUGCUUGUGAUGAUUUGCAUCCUUUUGAACAAAGAAAUAGUGUUAGUUGAAUGUUUUUUAUUGUUAUUUUGAAGAUACUGAAAUAAAAAACAUAUAUAAAUAAAUACACAUAAUCUAGUAAACUGUGGGGUGACUAGUCCGUGUGCUGCUAGCAGAGAGAGGGACCAAUACAGACUGAUUUUUCUCUGUGGCUUUAGAUCUGUCCUCUAUAUCUCUGUCUGUUUAACCUCUAACAAUCGUUUCUGCCAAAAUGUUGUGGACAUUUUUGAAACUAAAAUAUCUAUAUAUUGAAAGUUAGCAGCAUAUUUGGUGACUAGUUGAUACUGGGUGUUACGCAAUGAAUAAGAGAGAGAGCGAAGCACUAAGAUAGUUCAGUCAAAAAAAUGUAAUUGUCAUCAUUUACCCAACAUCAUGAUGUUCCUAACCUGUAAAUGUUUCUUUAGAAAUUCUUCGUGUUUCAUUAAAGGAACGUACCUGCAUACAGAGAAUGGUCCCAGCAUGCAUACAACCUAUAUUUGAAAAUUUAUUAAAGGAAUGGUUCACACAAAAUAGCUUAAAAAUUAAAUGUACUGAAUAUUUACUCCCCAUCAGGCCAUCCAAGAUGUAGAUGAAUUUGUUUCUUCACAAGAAACAAUGUAGCAU
This is a messenger RNA of Carassius auratus (goldfish), 3857 nucleotides long. Its product is annotated as importin-13-like. The record is from RefSeq and is a predicted model, not a curated record. Gene Ontology annotation, cellular component: cytoplasm. Gene Ontology annotation, biological process: protein import into nucleus. The transcript is spliced from 21 exons. Gene Ontology annotation, molecular function: small GTPase binding. NCBI's taxonomy places the organism in Eukaryota, Metazoa, Chordata, Actinopteri, Cypriniformes, Cyprinidae. Bases 1 to 2862 code for a protein of 953 amino acids.